CUAUCAGUGCCUGAUUGUGUUCCUUACAGAGAGCCCCAGGGAAGUGACUGCUUGGGCCACAAGAUCCUAGCGAUGGAGGAUGUCCCUGAGGACACUUCGAUGCACCGGCUGGAAGGAGCUGAUCUGGAGACACAGGUUGGAGGCUUGAUCAUCAAGAAGAAAAGUGCCUGCACCGAGCAGCAUGUCUUCAAAGCUCCUGCCCCCCGCACCUCACUGCUAGGGUUGGACUUGCUGGCUGCACAGAAGCGCAGGGAGCGAGAGGAGAAGGAAGACUCAGAGGACAAGAAGAAGUCCAAAGUCUCCUCCUACAAAGACUGGGAGGAGGCCAAAGAUGACUUGGGAGGCUCUGAGGAGGAGGGGAGCGAGAGGGCCAGCAGGAGCAGCCGGCAGGACAGGCAUUACCGCUCUGCCCACGUGGAGACACCGUCCCACACUGGGGGGGUCAGUGAGGAAUUCUGGGAGCGCAGCCGGCAGCGGGAGCGGGAACGGCGAGAGCACGGCGUCUAUGCCUCCUCCAAGGAGGAGAAGGAGCACAAGCGUGGGCGCAAUAGAGAGCGGGACCACGACCGCAAACGGGACCGAGAGGAGCGGGACAGGAGCCGUCAUAGCAGCAGCCGGUCAGAGAAGGAUGGCUUGUCAGAGAGGGGCAGCAGCAGGAGGGGCGAACCAGAGAGCCCCAGACACCGACCUAAGGAUGCAGCCACGCCAUCUCGGUCAAGCUGGGAGGAAGAAGACAGCGGCUAUGGCAGCUCACGGCGCUCGCAGUGGGAGUCGCCCUCCCCGACGCCUUCCUAUAGGGACUCCGAGCGCGACCGCAGCCAUCGAGCAUCCUCCGCUCGUGAUGCAGACAGGAGGGACCGGGACAGGUCAGUGAAGAACAAGUACCCGGAUGAGACACCGCUGCCCACCCCUUCCUACAAAUACAAUGAAUGGGCUGAUGACCGGAGGCACCUGGGGGCCACGCCACGGCUUUCCAGGGGCAAAGGGAGGCGUGAAGAUGCAGAAGAGGGUAUUUCCUUUGAGACAGAGGAGGAGCGGCAGCAGUGGGAGGAUGACCAACGGCAAGCCGACCGGGACUGGUACAUGAUGGAUGAGGGUUACGACGAGUUCCACAACCCCUUGGCCUACUCGUCGGAGGAGUACGUGAAGAAGCGGGAGCAGCACUUGCACAAGCAGAAGCAGAAGCGCAUCUCUGCACAGCGGAGGCAGAUCAAUGAGGACAAUGAGCGCUGGGAGACCAAUCGCAUGCUGACGAGCGGGGUGGUCCAUCGGCUAGAGGUGGAUGAGGACUUUGAGGAAGAUAACGCAGCCAAAGUGCACUUGCUGGUGCACAACUUGGUGCCCCCAUUCUUGGAUGGGAGAAUCGUCUUCACCAAGCAGCCAGAGCCAGUCAUCCCGGUCAAGGAUGCCACUUCGGAUUUGGCAAUCAUCGCCCGCAAAGGCAGCCAGCUGGUGCGCAAACACAGGGAACAGAAGGAACGCAAGAAGGCUCAGCACAAGCACUGGGAGCUGGCUGGCACCAAACUGGGAGACAUUAUGGGCAUCAAGAAAGAGAAGGAGCCAGACCAGACUCUGACAGAAGAUGGCAAGGUGGAUUACAGGACAGAGCAGAAGUUUGCUGAUCACAUGAAGGAGAAGAGCGAGGCCAGCAGUGAGUUUGCUAAGAAGAAGUCGAUUGUGGAGCAGAGGCAGUAUCUGCCCAUCUUUGCUGUGCAGCAGGAGCUGCUCACCAUCAUCAGGGAUAACAGCAUUGUCAUUGUGGUGGGGGAGACAGGGAGUGGCAAGACCACCCAGCUGACUCAGUACCUGCAUGAGGACGGCUACACCGACUACGGCAUGAUCGGCUGCACCCAGCCCCGCAGGGUGGCUGCCAUGUCAGUAGCCAAGCGGGUCAGCGAGGAGAUGGGCGUGAGCCUGGGAGAAGAGGUGGGCUAUGCCAUCCGCUUUGAGGACUGCACAUCAGAGAACACGGUCAUCAAGUACAUGACGGACGGGAUCCUGCUGCGGGAGUCCCUGCGGGAGGCCGACCUAGACCAUUACAGUGCCAUCAUCAUGGACGAGGCGCACGAGCGCUCGCUCAACACGGACGUGCUCUUUGGCCUGCUGCGGGAGGUGGUGGCACGGCGCGCGGACCUGAAGCUCAUCGUCACCUCGGCCACCAUGGACGCAGAGAAGUUUGCCUCCUUCUUUGGGAACGUUCCCAUCUUCCACAUUCCUGGCCGCACCUUCCCUGUUGAUGUCCUGUUCAGCAAGGUGCCUGACGUGACGUAUGAGGCGCUUGCAAGGAAGCAGGCCCUGCAGUGCAGCUGUCUGGGGGCCCCUGGAGACAUCCUCAUCUUCAUGCGCGGGCCAGAUGAGGAACAUGAGGUGACCUCGAGUGGCCUUAGCGCAGCCCACCCCCUCCUGCCCCCAGGUCUCAACCCCCGCAUAGGCAUGGGACGCCCUGCAGAUUACUCCCGAUCAGCCAAGCCACGCAACCAGAGUCGGUCGUGCUGGCCGGGACGGGCCCAGGUCAGUGCUUCAUGGUGCCUGACCUCAACGGGGGCGCCCUGGAUGGUAGAGUUCCAUGGACCGCGCAACGCUCUCCAGAUGCUCAUUGUCUCCUGGACUGGGCGUGCAGCUCCUCGAGAUCUCGCUCUAUGUCUCAUGCUCUCUGUGCCGCCGCUCUCUACCGGCCCGAAGUGCUGGGCUGAGGGGGUGUUGGUGCCUGGGAAGGGGAGGUGGGACCCGUGGCUGGCCUGCCCGUGCCCUCUCUCCCCCCAGGAGUACAUGCAGUGCGUCACGUCCGUGGAUGGAGAGUGGCUCGCAGAGCUGGGCCCCAUGUUCUACAGCAUCAAGCAUGCAGGGAAGUCGCGCCAGGAGAAUCGCCGUCGGGCCAAGGAGGAGGUGUCUGCCAUGGAGGAGGAGAUGGCUCUGGCUGAGGAGCAGCUGCGAGCACGCCGGGAAGAGCAGGAGCGCCGCAACCCGCUGGGCAGCGUGAGGUCUUUGAAGAUCUAUACUCCGGGGCGAAAGGAGCAGGGGGAGCCCAUGACGCCACGCCGCACUCCUGCCCGCUUCGGCCUGUGAGCAGGCGCUUCCCUGUGCUAGCCUGGAGCUGAUGGAUUCCCUGCGGGGGGGCUGUCCCCCGCUGUGUGUAAAUGUGACUCUGGGGUGCUGGGGCCCCGCCCCGCCCCGGCACCUGCACACACCUUGGCACUGUUUGCUACAGAGGAGAAAUAAUUUUAUUUGUAUAAAUGUCAGUGGCCUCCA
Messenger RNA from Chelonoidis abingdonii (Abingdon island giant tortoise), 3249 nucleotides. The record is from RefSeq and is a predicted model, not a curated record. NCBI's taxonomy places the organism in Eukaryota, Metazoa, Chordata, Testudines, Testudinidae.